Messenger RNA from Sphaeroforma arctica JP610, 342 nucleotides. RefSeq lists its product as hypothetical. The coding region runs from base 1 to 342 and encodes 113 amino acids. Gene Ontology annotation, molecular function: ATP hydrolysis activity; ATP binding; ATPase-coupled transmembrane transporter activity. Gene Ontology annotation, biological process: transmembrane transport. The record is from RefSeq and is a predicted model, not a curated record. The transcript is spliced from 3 exons. Lineage: Eukaryota; Ichthyosporea; Ichthyophonida.
AUGGUAGGAGAGAGGGGACUCAGCUUGUCCGGUGGGCAACGCCAGCGUGUGGCGAUUGCUCGAGCGUUGCUCAAGAACCCCACCAUCCUGAUACUGGAUGAGGCUACAAGUGCUCUCGACGGAGAGAGUGAACGGCUGGUGCAAGAUGCCUUGGAGAAGCACCUGCUGGUAGGUCGCACAGUGAUCACAAUAGCGCACCGGCUGUCUACUAUCAAACGAGCGGAUAGCAUUGCCGUUAUUGAAGACGGCAAGGUUGCUGAACAGGGCAACUACACUGAAUUAAUGACCAAAGACGGCCCGUUCAAACGAUUAGUAGAGCACCAGGCGUAUCUGCAAGAAUAA